GUCCUGCAGGAAUUGGAUUUACCUUCAUGAAAGCUGACCCAACAGACUUGAGAAAGGCAAUCUAAUUACCUGGGAAGUCUAAUUCUGUUUUGGGAGGGUGGAAGAAAUGACAUGUUCCUCCAUUCUUACCUCUUUCUGUUAUUCAUCCCUCUGUACACUAGGUGUUCUGAUUUCUCACCUAGAACCCUUUGGAGAUUUAGAGAUAGCUGGAAUAGAGCUACUUGGGUUUGGGCGAGUGGGGUGGCUUGAAACUCGGAUCUCAUCCAGGAACUGACAUGAUGACAUUGAUCAACCACAGACUCAUUAGCUGGGUGAGGGUUAACAGGACUUGAAAAAAUUAACACCUGUGGUUAAUUAGGGAAGAUAUUAAAAAUAACAGGGAAAAUGCAACAGAUCCAUUGGAUUUCUUUUUUCUUUCUUUCUUUUUUUUUUUUUUUUUUUGUAGGCUCCACAUCCAGCAUGGGCUCAAUCUCUCGACUGUGAGAUCAAGACCUGAGCUGAAAUCAAGAGUCGGCUAUUUAACUGACUGAGCCAGCCAGGCACCCCAAAUCCAUUGGAUUUCUUUAUUGAGCUACCAGCUGCCCUACAAGGCCUACCAAAGGCUUGCUGUGUAAUUGGUAACAUCAGCUGAGCAGAAAUGCCAUUUCCUUCCCAAACUAGUUAAUAAGACACCACUGGGCUUUGCCUCGGGACAGCAGUAAUGAAAGGAAAGGACAGGGCAGAAACGGCGAAGGAAAGAGAGAAGCAGAGAGUUACGUGGGCUACCUAGGAGUGAGCCCUGAGCCGCCUGCGAGCAGAACUGCUGGAGAGCUUCUCCUGGUUCCCGGAGCGCCUGCCAGCCUCCCAGCCCCCCGUCUCCGUGCCCGGGACCCGUGACCUCGGCCUGCGGGAGCCGGGACCCGCCGUGGGAAGGCAUGAUGCGGCGCCAGGCCCAAGGGAGCUGAGUCAGCCUGCCCGCGCCCGAGCAGCUGCCACUGCGGCCCCAGAGCCGUUGCAACAAAUCACCUCUUUUAAUGCUCUUUGGCAGAGAUCAAAUCUACACGUGAAAAGACAAGGACAUACGGUUGGAGACUGUCAUCAGGAUUCAGUGGCGUGGAGGAGGGGUCGAUAUGAGUAAAGAACAGUCGUACAAUGGUAGAUGGAGUGAUGAUGCUUCCUGUGCUAAUGAUGAUCGCCUUCCCUUCCCCUAGUAUGGAAGAUGAGAAGCCCAAGGUAAACCCCAAACUUUACAUGUGUGUGUGUGAAGGCCUCUCCUGUGGGAACGAGGACCAUUGUGAAGGCCAGCAGUGCUUUUCCUCAUUGAGCAUAAACGAUGGCUUCCAUGUCUACCAGAAAGGCUGCUUCCAGGUCUACGAGCAGGGGAAGAUGACCUGUAAGACCCCGCCAUCACCUGGCCAAGCUGUGGAGUGCUGCCAAGGGGACUGGUGUAACAGGAACAUCACGGCCCAGCUGCCCACUAAAGGGAAAUCCUUUCCUGAAACACAGAAUUUCCACUUGGAGGUCGGCCUCAUUAUUCUGUCCGUAGUAUUUGCAGUAUGCCUUCUAGCUUGCCUACUGGGAGUCGCUCUCCGAAAAUUUAAAAGGCGCAAUCAAGAACGCCUCAAUCCCAGAGAUGUGGAGUACGGCACCAUCGAAGGGCUCAUCACCACCAAUGUUGGAGACAGCACUCUAGCAGAUUUAUUGGAUCAUUCGUGUACAUCAGGAAGUGGCUCUGGUCUCCCUUUUCUGGUACAAAGAACAGUGGCUCGUCAGAUCACACUGUUGGAGUGUGUCGGGAAAGGCAGGUAUGGUGAGGUGUGGAGGGGCAGCUGGCAAGGGGAGAACGUUGCUGUGAAGAUCUUCUCCUCCCGGGAUGAGAAGUCGUGGUUCAGGGAAACAGAAUUGUACAACACUGUGAUGCUGAGGCAUGAAAAUAUUUUAGGUUUUAUUGCUUCAGACAUGACAUCAAGACACUCCAGUACCCAGUUGUGGUUAAUCACACAUUAUCAUGAAAUGGGAUCGUUGUACGACUAUCUUCAGCUUACUACUCUGGAUACUGUUAGCUGCCUGCGAAUAGUGCUGUCCAUAGCUAGUGGUCUUGCACAUUUGCACAUAGAGAUAUUUGGGACCCAAGGAAAGCCAGCCAUUGCUCAUCGAGAUUUAAAGAGCAAAAACAUCCUGGUUAAGAAGAAUGGACAGUGUUGCAUAGCAGAUUUGGGCCUGGCAGUCAUGCAUUCCCAGAGUACCAAUCAGCUCGAUGUGGGGAACAACCCCCGUGUGGGCACCAAACGCUACAUGGCUCCUGAAGUUCUAGAUGAAACCAUCCAGGUGGACUGUUUCGAUUCUUACAAGAGAGUUGAUAUUUGGGCCUUUGGUCUUGUCUUGUGGGAAGUGGCCAGGCGUAUGGUAAGCAACGGUAUUGUGGAGGAUUACAAGCCACCAUUUUACGAUGUGGUCCCCAAUGACCCAAGUUUUGAAGAUAUGAGAAAGGUGGUCUGUGUGGAUCAACAGAGGCCAAACAUACCCAAUAGGUGGUUCUCAGACCCGACAUUAACCUCUCUGGCUAAGCUGAUGAAAGAAUGCUGGUAUCAGAAUCCAUCUGCAAGACUCACAGCUCUGCGUAUCAAAAAGACUUUGACCAAAAUUGAUAAUUCCCUAGACAAAUUGAAAACUGACUGUUGACAUUUUCAUGGAGUCAAGAAGGAAGAUUUGACGUUGUCAUUGUCCAGCUGGGACCUAAUGCUGGCCUGACUGGUUGUCAGAACAGAAUCCAUCUGUCUCCCUCCGCAAAUGGCUGCUUUGCCAAGGCAGACAUCCUACCCAGCCGUGUGUUGGGGAGACACCAAAACCACCCUAACCUCGCUCAAUGACUGUGACCUGGGCAUUUCACAAACUGUUCACACUGCAGAGACUAAUGUCGGACAGACACUGUUGCAAAGGUAGGGGAACUGGAGGAACACAGAGAAAUCCUAAAAGAGAUCUGGGCAUUAAGACAGUGGCUUUGCAUAUCUUUCACAGGUCUCCUAGACUCUCCCCAUGGGAAACUCAAGGAGGUGGUGAAUUUUUAUCAGCAAUAUUGCCUGUGCUUCUCUUCUUUAUUGCACUAGGAAUUCUUUGCAUUCCUUACUUGCACUGUUACUCUUAAUUUUAAAGACCCAACUUGCCAAAACGUUGGCUGCGUACUCCACUGGUCUGUCUUUGGAUAAUAGGAAUUCAAUUUGGCAAAACAAAAUGUAAUGUCAGACUUUGCUGCAUUUUACACAUGUGCUGAUGUUUACAAUGAUGCUGAAACAUUAGGAAUUGUUUAUACACAACUUUGCAAAUUAUUUAUUACUUGUGCACUUAGCAGUUUUUACAAAACUGCUUCGCGCAUAUGUUAAAGCUUAUUUUUAUGUGGUCUUAUGAUUUUAUUACUGAAAUGUUUUUAACACUAUACUCUGAAAUGGACAUUUUUCUUUUAUUAUCAGUUAAAUUCACAUUUUAAGUGCUUCACAUUUGUAUGUGUGUAGACUGUAACUUUUUUCAGUUCAUAUGCAGAAAUGUAUUUAGCCAUUACCCAUGUGACACCACCGAAUAUAUUACUGAUUUAGAAGCAAAGAUUUCAGUAGAAUUUUAGUCCUGAACGCUGUGGGGAAAAUGCAUUUUCUUCGGAAUUAUCCAUUAUGUGCAUUUAAACUCUGCCAGAAAAAAAAUAACUAUUUUGUUUUAAUCUACUUUUUGUAUUUAGUAGUUAUUUGUAUAAAUUAAAUAAAAGGUUUUCAAGUCAAA
This is a messenger RNA of Canis lupus familiaris (dog), 3747 nucleotides long. RefSeq names its product activin A receptor type 1 (gene ACVR1). Gene Ontology annotation, cellular component: BMP receptor complex; plasma membrane. The transcript is spliced from 12 exons. Gene Ontology annotation, molecular function: SMAD binding; ATP binding; transforming growth factor beta receptor activity, type I. Lineage: Eukaryota; Metazoa; Chordata; Mammalia; Carnivora; Canidae. The record is from RefSeq and is a predicted model, not a curated record. Gene Ontology annotation, biological process: heart development; transforming growth factor beta receptor signaling pathway; BMP signaling pathway. The coding region runs from base 1132 to 2661 and encodes 509 amino acids.